GAAACAAAACUCUGAAGCUUUGAAACUGUAAACAAGCAACAAUAAAAGUGACAUUGUUUAAUUCUUGGUGACAGUUUCUCUUGGAGAUCAAUUUUUCCUUCAUCAGUUUCUGAUGUUCUCCUGUGAUCUUUUUCCUUCUCCAUAAUUUAUUCUUUUAUUUAUUUUUAUUCUAUUCCAAUUGUGGGGAUUUACCGAGUGUUCAUCAUCCAUGUAACCUGAACCUGGUCAUAGAUCUCAUCUUUUAUUUUCACCUUUAAACUCUUGUUUCUCUUUUCGAUUUACCUUUGGCCCUUUUUUGUUUUCAAUUUUCUUUCGUUUUUUUUCCUUCAUCAUCUUUAUCUCUCCCUUUUCUUUAUUUUCUUUGUUCCAAUAUGGAUCCGUUAAUUGGUCUAUUUGGACAGAAAAGCGUAAAUAGUGCUGGCUUAGAGGGUAAUUGUGAAUUUGAUCGUGAUAAUGGUGAACUAAUGGUUGACAACAGUUCUAUUUCUGUUGUUGGUGAAGAUAAUAUUAAUUACCUUCCUCCUGAAUGUGCAGAGGGUAAUAUUGAGUACAAAUUAAAAUUAAUCAAUCCGUCUCAAAGUAGAUUUGAACACUUGGUUACACAAAUGAAAUGGAGACUUAGAGAAGGUCAUGGAGAAGCUAUUUAUGAGAUUGGUGUUGAGGAUAAAGGUUUACUCGUUGGUUUGACAGAAGAAGAAGCUGAUUCUUCACUUCGAACGUUAUACUUGAUGGCUGAGAAAUUAGGGGCUUCUGUUAACAUUUUAAGAGAGAAAAUAGUUAGCCCAGCAACAAGUUCAACCAAAAGAAAAGUAAUGGAAGUUUUAAUUAGACGAGUUCCUGAUGAUCAAGGAUCAAUUGAACUUCGAGUUGCAGUUUUGGGUAACGUUGAGGUUGGUAAAAGCACUUUACUCGGUGUUCUAACUCAAGGUGAACUCGAUAAUGGUAGAGGAAGUGCACGACUCAAUUUGUUUCGACAUCGUCAUGAGAUUCAAAGUGGCCAUACAUCGUCCAUAAGUCGUGAAAUAUUAGGUUUUGAUAGUAGAGGUUGUCCAGUAACUUAUAAUAUCUGCCGAACUCCCGAAGAGAUUUAUGAAUCAUCGUCAAAGUUAAUUACAUUCAUAGAUCUUGCUGGUCAUCAGAAAUAUUUGAGAACAACCAUUUUCGGAUUAAUGGGACAUUCUCCUCAUAUUGCAAUGUUGGUGGUCAGUGCAGUUGCCGGUCUUGCCGGUACAACAUUGGAACACCUUGGAUUGGCUUUGGCCUUGGACGUGCCAAUAGUAAUUGUUGUAAACAAAGUUGAUCUCUCCACAAGCGAAACAACCAAGGACACUCUCAGUAAACUUGAAUCUUUACUUAAAUCACCAGCCUGUAAAAAGCUUCCAAUUGUAAUUAAUUGUAAAGAUGAUGCAAUUACUGCCGCCAGUUCGAUGGCCUCAAAUGUCACACCGAUAUUUAAAGUGUCCUGUUUCAACGGGACUGGACUCGAUCUGUUGUAUACUUUUCUCAACGUUUUCUCUCCGUGUCUAAGUAACAAAGAUGUCGAUAAGUUAAUUCAAAAAGAUGCUGAGUUUCAGGUUGAUGAAACUUUUCAUGUAACUGAAGUUGGUACUGUUGUCGGUGGACUGUUAACUUCGGGAAUUUUGAAAGAAGGAAAUUGGAUUCAAGUUGGUCCCAAUAUCGAUGGAAAUUUUGUUAAGGCUCAGAUUCAGUCAAUCCAUCGGUAUAAAGUUCCCUGUAGGGUUGUACGUGCAGGUGAAAGUGCGACAUUUGCACUUGCCAAUAAAGAUCCUGAAUCAUUGGAACAAUUAAGAAAAGGAAUGGUUAUCCUUUCAUUAGCCAGAGAACCUCAUCAAGAUAAUUCAAUUUGUCUCUAUUUUCAAGCUCGAAUGCAUGUACUUUAUCAUGCAACUAUGAUCUCUUCAGGUUAUCAGGCCACUGUUCAUAUCGGUAAUAUUUGUCAGACAGCAGUGGUUAUCGCAAUUAUGGGUAAAAGAGGAGUCACAACGAACGAAACGGCUUCCAUGAUGCUUAAAUUUCUCAGGCAACCCGAAUAUGUUCAACCAGGAUGUCGAAUACUCUUUCGAGAAGGACAAUCGAAGUGCAUCGGUCAAGUCGUACAAAUAUUUCCUUUCUCCGAACCAAACAAUUGGCUCGAAGCCAUGUGAACAAUUGCAAUAAUUUCUCGUUCUAUUCUUUAUUCAUUUUCUUGUCUUCUUUCUUCCACUCAUUUCAUUUUCUCAUAGCUCUCUCUCUCUCUCUCUCUCUCUCUCUCUCUCUCUCUCUCUCUCUCUCUCUCUCUCUCUCUCUCUCUCUCUCUCUCUCUCUCUCUCUCUCUCUCUCUCUCUCUGUUACCUUGUUCUGCAUUGGAUGAAAACAAACAAAAUCGAACAAAAAAAAACGAGAUCGAUAAACUUAUCAACUCAUCUAAAAAUAACGAUUGCCAAUUGAAAAUCAAUUGAUAGAAAGCAACAGUUUCAUCGAUGACCAACAAUCUUUAAAUUUAGAUGACGGAACAAUUUUAUCCUGAUAAUUUGACAAAACAAUUCACUAAACUGAAUUAACCCAAUACCUCAUGGAUUAAUCAUAAUUCUCACUUUGUUAAACAAUCAUCUUUAAUUGUCAUCUUUUCUCUUCUCACACAUUUUCAUUAGUCGACAAUUUCAUCUUUUGGUGUUUACAAUCUUCUGUAAUAACCAAAUAACAUCACAGCGAACAAUUAACUGGUCAUCAUCAAAUUAUCUUCUAAUUAUCAACAUUAAUUUUUUGUCACCUUUCAAACUGUAACACUCGAUAAUCUCCAAUCGAUUAUCGAACUUACCUUUCUCUCUCUCUCUUAAUUUCAAUCACUUUGAAAUUAAUCGUUACAAUUUCCAUUCGCAUUAAACAGAAAUCUCUAUUUUCUUGAUUGUUCUAAUUAACCUUAUCCUCUUAAAGCAAAAUAAUUGACUAAUUUAAAUUGUACAAAAAUGGCAACAAAAAUAAAGGAUUUUUUGUGAAACACAA
Messenger RNA from Panonychus citri (citrus red mite), 3003 nucleotides. RefSeq names its product GTP-binding protein 2-like. The record is from RefSeq and is a predicted model, not a curated record. The transcript has 4 exons. Gene Ontology annotation, biological process: translational elongation. The coding region runs from base 372 to 2165 and encodes 597 amino acids. Lineage: Eukaryota; Metazoa; Arthropoda; Arachnida; Trombidiformes; Tetranychidae. Gene Ontology annotation, molecular function: GTP binding; translation elongation factor activity; GTPase activity.